AUGGCAGGCAUUCAAUCGCAGCCGAUUGAGCAGGAAAGUCCCGCACUGUUGGGAGCUGGUCAACCUGGCAGGAGCGCGUUUGUGAAGGGGAACCACACAGUCAAUAAUGGUGGAACUCGGUUUGUAGGAUUCAGGCGAUCGGGACCACGAUCCCGAGGUGGGUGUGUAACUUGCAAGCAACGUCGGGUUCGAUGUGAUGAGAUUCACCCAAUUUGUGGCCACUGUGUCCGCUUGCAACUCAACUGUCACUAUCGACCUCAGGCAAAGAAAUCGCUAGAAUCAGGGUCGAGAGCAGGUUUGAGGAAUGCCGAUGCUCGGAAUGACUCACUCUACCCUGUUGAUGUGCAAGUGGUCCCAACCAGUCUGCAGAACACAACAAGUAGCACAUUAAGCCCGUUUCCGCACUCACAUCCGGCAAACACUGGCGAUGGAGCCGCGUUGGCGGACCUAUCAAACCUGGAAAUGUGGUCCUACGAAAGAAAUUUUGACUAUAUCGACCUGGCAGAGGACUUAUCCACCUCGUGGGCUGGCGAGUUUUCUUGUCUCUUUCCUGACGGCUCUAGUAUGGCAGGCUCCACGUUAGCUGUGGAGAGACAUGAGAGUGCUCGCCUGGCUGCCUUGGACGAACCCAUCAGUGUGGUUCCUGAUGAAGGGAACCACAAGGCUCCAAAAACACGAAAGGUUACUCCCAGUGUGGAUAUCGUUAUGCCGAGUAUAUCUGGUCUGUCGGCACCUCUACCCCAAGAAGGACAGCCCGCGGGACUCGGUGCCUCGCCUCAGGGAUAUCAUCCAGCUAUGGUCCGCGAGGAUAGUCCGUCUGAACGAAGUCACCACUAUGAGCAGCUCAUCAGGCGCUUCUUAAGGAUUGCACAACCUCCCGCAGCUAUUCUGAUUGGCGGGUCCAAGCGUUGGCGGUGUCUGCAAGAAUAUUUAUGUAAGACUAGCCAACAAAGUCGUCCGGUGGAAAGCGCCUUGCUGUGUAUAGUUGGACUACUGACGAUCGACGAAACAUGUAAGGAGCUGGCAAUUGAGCGUGAGCAAUGCAUGAUCCAGAUUCAUGCGCAUCAUACACGGGCUUGCGAGGACAUCAGAACCAAAUUGGCAAGAAAUCUGGAAAGGGGGUCCAAAUGGACUGAGCAACUGCUGGCCGCGAUCUUCUUACUCGCGUGGUUUGAAGUGAUUCAUGAUCAGGAUGCCAGACAGAGCCAGUUUCCACGCGAGCUUGCCGAUUCCAUCAUCUUGAGCAAGUCGACCUGGAGCAGGAGCUCACAAGAACUUCUCUCGUGGAUGAACACCUUGGACAGUAAAGCGACACACCUUGGAGGCGAACACUUGCUCUCUGAACAGACUGUCGAAGCCAUCAGCCGUUACCAGACGGAGAUCACAUCGACCAGCAGGCUGGAAGGUGAGGCUAGCAGGAGUGGAAUCCUCUCGGAUGGCUCCGAUGGAACACCCACCAACUCAACACCUGGGAGUGCUGGGUCAUUAAACUUGGCACCGACGCGGCUGCAGGCAAUGGGUAGUCUGAUAACGCAGCGAGGACAAGUCAAACAGGCGGUACUCAAUGCCGUCAUUCAACCAGCAUUGCAAUGGUAUUUGACGUCGCAGUCUUACUGUCGGCGCAUCAGCGCGCACGACAAAUACCACCGGCGUCGGGUGACCUCGGACGACGAGUAUGAAGUCAUCACAGCAUGCAAGCAACUGGAAUCGGAGUUGUCAGAACUUUGGAAUUUCCGGCCCACGGUGAUGUCCUUGACCGCUGAGCAGUUGAGAGAAGUGGUGUCGACGGAUCUCGCGACGCGACUCGAGGAGGUUUUUAGUGUCUACCUGGCCAGCUUUUGGAUUUUGUUCGUUUACCUACAUCGGGUGAGCUGGUGGCAUCUGCCACAUUCGGAGCUCGUGGAGCGGGCGCUUUCGGAGGUGUGGCGGAACAUGCAACGAGCGUACGGAGAGGUGAUCGACGGGACCAGCAAGAGGGUGGUACACCCUUCUUUGCUCUGGCCACUCUUCCUGUUUGGGUCGGAAUGCAUAGACCGCCGGCAAAGAGAAUGGGCGAUCCAACAGCUUGAGGAUCUUGGAGCGGUCAAACCUGUGCUCGAGGACGAAGAGGUGGAUAGCGAAAUGCUUCCCCCGUUUCGACUGAGUUCUGGUGCGACCAGAAAUGCCAAGAGGGCAGCGGUUUUACUCACCAGGCUGACAGAGGAACAAGAUAAAAAGAAGCGCCGAGUGGAUGAUCGAGAGCUUUCGAUGAAACUGUUCGGGUGCCACUUUUCUAUAGUAUAG
Molecule: messenger RNA, 2283 nt
Organism: Exophiala bonariae
Lineage: Eukaryota; Fungi; Ascomycota; Eurotiomycetes; Chaetothyriales; Herpotrichiellaceae
Exons: 1
Coding region: 1-2283 (760 amino acids)
Biological process (GO): positive regulation of transcription by RNA polymerase II
Cellular component (GO): nucleus
Molecular function (GO): transcription cis-regulatory region binding; DNA-binding transcription factor activity, RNA polymerase II-specific; zinc ion binding
Source: RefSeq, a predicted model, not a curated record